Molecule: messenger RNA, 1193 nt
Organism: Rhinichthys klamathensis goyatoka
Lineage: Eukaryota; Metazoa; Chordata; Actinopteri; Cypriniformes; Leuciscidae
Gene: ppt2a.2
Product: palmitoyl-protein thioesterase 2a, tandem duplicate 2
Exons: 8
Coding region: 167-1048 (293 amino acids)
Cellular component (GO): lysosome
Molecular function (GO): thiolester hydrolase activity
Source: RefSeq, a predicted model, not a curated record
AACGCCUGAGAUAGAACGAGGCUCAAAUCUUUUGGCAGAACUUGACAUGCACUGUUAGAACAGUCUACUUGGAUACCAAAUAUAAUUUUGGUUAAUUAAAAUAAAUAUUUGGUUUCAGUUUAUAGAUUUUUUGUGACUCGUGAGAGACGUUGUUUGGAGUAGCUCAAUGGGGGGAUUGAUGAGUGAUGGCUGCAGACCAUGUGUUAUUAUAUGUGCUAUAUUACUGUUGUCCUCCGUCAUGGGAUACAGACCAGUAAUUAUUGUUCACGGGAUAUUUGAUGGACCCAAACAGUUCGAGAUGUUGGCGAAAUAUAUCCAUCAGUCUCAUCCAGGUACCAAUGUGACCACAAUAGCCCUGUAUGACUACAUAGCCAGUAUGAAGCCACUGUGGCAACAGGUAGAGAGCUUCAGAGAGGCCAUCAGACCCAUCAUGAAGAGCGCUGAAGAUGGUGUCCAUCUCAUCUGCUUCUCACAAGGUGGUUUGAUAUGUCGAGGAGUUCUUGCUACCCUUCCUACACACAAUGUUCACUCUCUGAUAUUCCUGUCUUCACCAUUAGCUGGCCAGUAUGGAGAUUCGAGUUAUUUGAAAUACUUUUUCCCUAAAUUCAUCAAGUCAAGACUGUACUAUUUUUGUUACACUACACAUGGACAAAAAAUAUCUAUCUGCAACUACUGGAAUGAUCCACACCAAAGAGAGAAAUACUUAAAGAGCAGCAACUAUCUGGCUCCACUCAAUGGAGAGAUAAAGCAUGCCAAUUUAUCAGCGUGGCGAGACAGCUUCCUGCGCAUAGAGACACUGGUGCUGAUCGGCGGACCAGAUGACGGCGUUAUUACACCAUGGGAGUCAAGUAUUUUUGGGUUUUAUGACACUAAUGAAACGGUGGUUGAGAUGGAAAAGCAGGAUUGGUAUCUAAGAGAUGCUUUUGGCCUGAAAACAUUAAACUCAAAAGGAGCUGUGGUCAAGUGUGUCGUCCCUGGUGUUCACCAUACAUCCUGGCAUUCGAACCUCACAGUCUACCAGAAUUGCAUAGACAAGUGGCUCACCUAAUCUACAGAGACAGAAACAAACUGAUGGCCUCACAUGCAUGUGCACAAUCCUGAAUGUAAUCAUGUCUUGUGCAGAUUAGGAUUGUACUCUUGUUAAUCACCUGAGAUAUUUUUUUGCUUAUAACAGAAUGUGAUAAUUAAUUAUC